Messenger RNA from Lethenteron reissneri (Far Eastern brook lamprey), 2710 nucleotides. RefSeq names its product prestin-like. NCBI's taxonomy places the organism in Eukaryota, Metazoa, Chordata, Hyperoartia, Petromyzontiformes, Petromyzontidae. The record is from RefSeq and is a predicted model, not a curated record. Gene Ontology annotation, biological process: transmembrane transport. Gene Ontology annotation, cellular component: membrane.
GUCACACGCGCGUGUGUGUGCCUGUGCGCGCCCCGCUUAAAGGCACCGCUCCGUGCCGUGGACGCUGCUUCCCGCUCACGGAUGCCAACCUGGAACGUCGGGCAGCAACAGCAGCAUCAGCAGCGUUGGCCAAAGUAGGACGUGCUACUGAACCGAUUGGACCACGACGCCGGCUCGCGGAUCCGCGAUGGCUCUGAGCGACGGGUCGCUGCCGCGGCAGCGAGAGCUGGGAGGGCGGUCCACGGAGGGCUCUGCGCGCCAUCCGAUGAGCCAGGCGGACCUGGAGGGGCUGGCGAUGCGGGCGGAGCACCCGCCGCCCACGCUGCGGGAGCGCCUGUUCUCCUGCGUGCACUGCUCUCGCGCGGACCUGAGCGCCCGGAUGAAGCUGGCUUUCCCCGUGCUGUCAUGGCUGCCGCGCUACCGUCUGCGCGAGUGGUUUCUGGGAGACAUCUUUGCCGGCAUCAGCACCGGUGUCAUCCAGUUACCGCAGGGAAUGGCGUACGCUCUGCUGGCCGGAGUACCUCCCAUCUAUGGCCUCUACGCCUCCUUCUACCCAAUGCUCGUCUAUUUCUUCCUCGGAACAUCUCAUCACAUCUCCAUUGGCACGUUCGCGGUGCUGAGCGUCAUGGUGGGCGACGUGACGGAGCGCGUGGCGCCGGACGAGGACUUCCUCCUGCCGCCGGCAAACUUGACGGGCACCAACCAGACCCUGAGCAGCAUGCGAUUGUCCCUGGAGGGCAUCGACGUGGCAGCACGCGACCAGGCACGUGUCUCCGUCGCCAUCGCCGUCACGUUCCUCUGUGGAAUCUUCCAGCUCUCCCUGGGUAUGCUGCGGUUCGGAGUGGUGGCGACGUACCUCUCCGAGCCCAUGGUGCGUGGCUUCACCACGGCCUGCUCCAUCCACGUGUGCGUCACCCAGUUCAAGUACAUGUUCGGCGUCAGCGUCUCGCGCUACAGCGGGCCCCUGGCCAUCGUAUACACCACGAUAGAGUUCUGUUCCCGUCUGGGCCACACCAACCUGGUGUCGCUCCUGCUGUGCGUCAUCUGCACCGUGGGCCUCGCUGGGAGCAAGGAGCUGGGCGACCGCUACAGGAACCGCCUGCCCGCGCCCAUCCCGCUGGAGCUCAUCCUGGUUGUACUUGCCACGCUCGCGUCCAGUGGCCUGGAGCUCAACGAGAAGUAUGCGGUGGACAUCAUUGGAGACAUUCCCACUGGCCUGAAGCCCCCGGUGGCCCCACCGUUCGCUCUGUUUGGCAAGGUGGUGGUGGACGCCAUCACCUUGGCCAUCGUGGGCUUCUCCAUCGCCAUCUCCAUGGGCAAGACGUUCGCCCUCAAGCACGGAUACAACAUCGACAGCAACCAGGAGCUGGUCGCCAUCGGCCUGAGUAACAUUUUCGGGUCGAUCUUCCACUCGUUCACCAUCAGCUGUGCCAUGUCGCGGAGCCUGGUGCAGGACGCGACGGGAGGGCAAACGCAGGUGGCCGGUCUGGUGUCGGCGUUGUUGGUGCUCAUCGUAAUUCUGGCCAUCAGCAGCCUCUUCCGGCCCCUGCCCAGGGCGGCGCUGGCGGCUGUCGUUCUCGUCAACCUCAAGGGGAUGUUCAAACAGUUCGCCGACGUGCCCCAGCUGUGGAGAACCUGUCGCAUCGACCUGGCCAUGUGGAUGGUGACCUUCUGGGCGUCCGUGCUGCUGGGGCUGGACCUGGGCCUGGCCGUCGCAGUGUCGUUUGCUCUGCUCAGCGUCGUCAUCCGCACCCAAACGCCCAAGUACUCGAUUCUGGGCAAAAUCCCCAACACCGACAUCUACCUGGACCUCAAAGAAUACGCGGAAGCGAAGGAGAUUCCCGGGAUCAGGAUAUUCCAGACCAACGCGUCGCUCUACUUCGCCAACGCGGAUAUGUACACGGAGGCGCUGAUCAGCAAGACCGGUCUGGACCCCCGGUCGCUGAUCGCCGUGCGCAAGAGGUUCCUCGCGCACCAGCAGCGCUUGGAGCGCAAGCGGCGUCGCGAAGCCGGCACGGAGGCCAAGAGCGCCACGCUAAAUCUGGACUGCGCCGAGGCGGGGCAUGUGGUGCUCCCGCUGGAGGAGGGCGAGGAGCAGGGCCUCACCACGACCGCGUACCGCUUCCUCGUGCUCGACUUUGGCGCCGUGACCUUCGUGGACACGCCCGGGGUCAAGAUGCUCAAGAGGAUAUUCCAAGAGCACAAGGAGGUGGGAGUGCAAGUGUGCCUGGCUGGUUGUCGAGCGGUGGUGGUGACCCAGCUGGAGCGAACCGGCUUCCUGAGUGGGCCCUCCAGCAAAGCGCAGCUCUUCCUGAGCGUCCCCGACGCGGUGGCCCACUGCCAGCGCCAAGACGCGCUGCACAGCAGACCGGCGCUCGCCACACCGCCUGGCGCGCACAACCACAUGGCCGACGGACGGGAGGACAAACACGCGCAUCCCGUGGAGAACGGAGGGUGCUACCCGGAGCCCAGGAGCCCCGCGCCGAUGGGCUUGUCUCCAGGGGUCGGCUCACCCUGGCGAGGGCUGGGGCUGCCGCCCGAGGAUUCCGCAGUCGUGGAGGAGCAAUGAGAUGCUUAGGUCGUAGAGAAUACAAAGAUGUGACGUGCGCGCGAACGAGGAGAGUCGCUCGCACCGCCCCCUCGACCCUCGCGACGCCCUCCUCGGGGGACGACGACGACGAGGAGGAGGAGAGAGGUACCCCUGUUCGAC